Hemicordylus capensis (graceful crag lizard) is the source of this 2266-nucleotide messenger RNA. It is a transcript of the gene C5H2orf81, whose product is annotated as chromosome 5 C2orf81 homolog. NCBI's taxonomy places the organism in Eukaryota, Metazoa, Chordata, Lepidosauria, Squamata, Cordylidae. Bases 474 to 1934 code for a protein of 486 amino acids. The record is from RefSeq and is a predicted model, not a curated record. The transcript is spliced from 4 exons.
CGUUUAAAGCGUUGCAGACGCAGCGCGUGGGGGGGGGGGGCGGUGUCUCUCCAUCCCUCCCUCCCUCGCUCACUCGCUCGCUCCCCAGAAGGGGUGAGCGACCCCCCCCCCGCCACUGCCCAGCCGGGGCGGGCGCGCGGAGGAAGGAGUUCGCUGGCUGCGGCGGGGGGGACGCCCGAGGAGAAGGGCAGCGAGGGCCCCCCUGGCUGGUCGGGGGUCUCCUCUCCGCCCAGCCGCUGCCAGCCCUGCUAUGCUGGGAGUGAGUGUCGCUGCCCCUCCGCAGGCCCCGCGCGGCUCCUCCGAUCCUCCUCGCUGCGAGGAGAGAGCCUGCCUUCGUUUCGCGCCACGCACGAUGCGGGGGCACUCCUCGCCCUGCGGGAACUCGGGGGCGGCGCCGCCGGCUGCUAGAACCGCCCCGCUCCCUCUGCACCCCCGCUGAGGGUUGCCAACAUGUCAUUGCCAGGGCACAGAAAAUGGCUUCCCGAGACCGCGUGGCUCUAGCCAAGUCGCGGGCAGAGAGGUCGCGCCCUCCCACCGUGCCCGUCCCCCAGGUGGAGAUUGUCCCUGGGCGCCUCUCCGAAGGCGAAUGGCUCUCUCUGCUCUCCUGCGAGGAAGCGGAGGAUGUUUCCGGGGACAUCCUGGCUGGGCUGCUGGAUCAGGUCUUGGGGGAAUGCUACAAGGUCUAUCUGGCCCGGCAGUGCAUCCCCUACGUGAUCAGCCAGGCCCGAGAGGCCAUGCUCCAGAUCGUGGAGUGGCGCUUCCUGGUGCGGGACGAAGGGGAGGCUGAUGUGCCAGCGGAUCCCACCUGGCAGGAGGACGAGGAGCCGGUGGCCUGCAUCACGGACUCCUGGGCUCAGGGCUCGGUCCCUGUAUUGCAAGCUGUGCCGGGGCCAGAGGAGGGACAGGUUCCUCUGCCGGGACUCGCCGAGGAGCCCCCUGUUCCCGAGGAGGAGCCACCCGGGGGCCUGGACGCCCCUCCGGAGAGCCUGGGAUCCCCUUGGAGGGAGGAGCCCCCUCAGCCCCCACCCUGGCCAGAGGAGCAGGAGGCCCGGCCUGCCCCGGAGGCGGAGCUGCCGAAGCCGCCUGCGGAGCCCCGCCCCCCGCCUCCCCGGCCCAGGCCGCCCCCCCACCUGCCCUACUGCGGGCCGGCACGUGGCGCCGCCCAGAUCGAGCAGCUGGUCCGGCCGCUGGACGAGGGGGAGAAGGCGCUGCUGCUGCGGGAGCUUUCCCAGGUGCCGCUGGAGGAGGCCUCGCGGAGCCUGCUGGGCGGCCACCUGCCCCUCCUGCCCCCCUCCUGCAGCAACCUGCUGCGCAUCCAGCUGGGCCGCCCGCCCAACAUCAAGGACGUCUUCUACGACGAGGCCGGCAACAUCACGCUGGCCCCCCGGCUGGACAUGGCCCGCCUGCCCAAGCGCUGGAUCAAGCCCUGCGUGGAGGUGGUGGACCCCGCAGCCGAGUCCCGCCGGCAGGAGGCUCUGAAGACCGUCUCGGGCCGCUGCAAGGAGCGCCGCCGUGCCAAGCCCCCCCGGGUGGGGGCAGACGCCGUGGGCCUGAGCAGCAGCCAGCCUCCGGGGCUGCCUCCGGUGGCGCUGUGGGGCAGAGGGCCCGCCAAGCGCGGCUCUCGGAAGUCCCUCCUGGAGCAGACGGGGCCCCUGCCCUCUGCCCCGGGGCGGCUGCUGGAGCCCAGCAGCGGCCUCUUGGUCCAGCCCGCCCUGCUGAUGCAGCCCCUGGAGCUGGCCCCUGGCGUGACCCUCAUGCAGAGGGGCAGCUCCCGGCAGGGGGUCCAGCCUGCCCUCUCUUCCGAGGAAGCCCUGGGCACGCAUGGGGAGCUCAGGCCCAUCUGCCCCACCGGCAGUGCUGCGGAGCAGCUCCUUGAAGUGCCCAGAGGCCCGCGGGGGCUCCACCCUGCUGCUGUGCACGGACCCUCCGCGUAGGCUCAGGCGCGGCUCUCGCCAGGCCCGAAGAAGAGGCCUUUGGGAGGGGGCUCCCGGGGCGGGGGGGGGGGCUCAGGCCUGCCUUGAAAGCACACGCUCUGGGCCAGGAAGAGGAGGAGGAGGAGAGGCAGGCGUUGCUUGCGCUGCUGUCUGUCGUGGAUUGCCUCCAGCUUGACUGCCCUUUCACACCUUCCGUCUUCAGAGUAGUCUUAAGUGAUGACUGGAAACGAGAGAGUCUGCUGAACGCCAGUUUAGGGAAUAUACCUCUCCCUGUGCCUGUGUCCAUGUAGGGGGUUGCGUUGACAAUAUAAAAGGUAAGAACUGGAGAGAAA